Molecule: messenger RNA, 1421 nt
Organism: Triticum aestivum (bread wheat)
Lineage: Eukaryota; Viridiplantae; Streptophyta; Magnoliopsida; Poales; Poaceae
Product: probable inactive beta-glucosidase 14
Exons: 9
Coding region: 26-1273 (415 amino acids)
Biological process (GO): carbohydrate metabolic process
Molecular function (GO): beta-glucosidase activity
Source: RefSeq, a predicted model, not a curated record
GAGGUGGGGCGCCUGCCGUGGACGGAUGGCGCGCGAGGCGGCCCUGUGGCUUCUCCUCCUCUUCUCUGCUCACCUGCUCCUCCGACGUGCUUCGGCGAUCGACCGCGGCCAGUUCCCUCCUCCGACGAGCUUCCUGUUCGGGACAUCCACCUCUGCUUACCAGAUUGAAGGUGGAUAUUUGGAGGGUAAGAAAGGCCUAAGUAAUUGGGAUGUCUACACCCACAAGCAAGGCACAAUUGAGGAUGGAAGCAAUGGUGAUAUUGCUGCUGAUCACUACCAUCGUUACAUGGAAGACAUCGAGUUGAUGCAUUCCUUGGGAGUGAACUCAUAUAGGUUCCCUCCUGGUCAUUGUUCUAAGCCAUAUGGGAAUUGUGCCUUUGGAAAUUCUUCAAUAGAGCCAUACAUAGUAGGUCACAAUAUGAUACUUUCACAUGCAAACGCUGUGAGUAUUUACAGAAAUAACUAUCAGGAGACACAAGGUGGAUAUAUUGGAAUUGCUGUCGCCGCAAGAUGGUAUGAACCAUUGCGAAAUACCACAGUCGACCAACUAGCAGUUGAACGGGCUAUAUCUUUCAAUGUUCCAUGGUUUCUGGACCCUAUAAUUCUUGGUGAUUAUCCUGCAGAGAUGCGCAAAAUCUUGGGUCCAACCCUACCAGAGUUCACAUUAAAGCAGAAGAAGAAACUCCAUGCAACCAAACUGGAUUUUAUUGGGCUAAAUCAUUAUUCCACAUGGUAUUUGAAGGACUGCAUCUUUUCAUCAUGUGAAAUGGAUCCUAUGGAUGGGGACGCGCGAGCGUUGAGUUUAGCAGAACGAGAUGGGGUGCCUAUCGGUAAACAGACAGGAGCACCAUUCUUCUAUGAUGUUCCACAUGGGAUGGAAAAGGUGGUCAUGUAUUACAAACAAAGAUACAACAACACCCCAACAUAUAUUACAGAAAAUGGUUAUGCUCAAGCAAGCAAUAGCAGCAUGACUGCUAAGGAUUUUACCGGUGACACAGAAAGAAUUGAUUACAUCAGUGGCUACCUCACCUAUUUAGUCUCGGCAAUGAGGAAAGGAGCUGACGUACGUGGUUACUUUGUGUGGUCUAUCCUCGACGACUUCGAGUGGACUUCGGGAUACAAGGACAGAUUCGGGCUCUACCAUGUCGACUUUAAGACGCAGAAGAGGACGCCGAAAUUAUCAGCUGAAUGGUUCAGGGAGUUCCUCAAAGGUUCACUUGUGUCAAGAGAGUUCCAAAAUGGAUCACAGCUGCAGCAGUACUAUACUUCCUGAGCCACUGAUGGUUCUGCCCGCGCGUCGAUAUCAUCUAAAUAUAUCAGAUCAAAAAAAAAUCUGUGGGUAGGAGUGACCUUUGCAAAUAAUGCUCCUUGAUUAGUGAUUUCGUGUGAACACUUAAAAAAUAUCCGUACACGUCCUUACA